UCCCAUUAUAUUUUGACAUUAUACAUAGCUGUGUUAUUACAAGUGAAAGAAAUAAAUACAAAAGUUGUGAAAGAACAAUCUCUGAGAAUGAAACAAUUUCAUAAAAAACUAAAACUGCAACCGAUACCAAGAGUGCCUCCAAAAGAUCGUUUUGUGGAUUUACUAUUAGUGGAGACUGAUCCAAAGAGUGGAGAAUUAAUAGCAGAUAAUGAAAAAGACCCAACAAAGUGGGGUGACUGGCAACACGGUGGACGGGUGAGCGAUUUUUGAAUCGGAAACUAUAUUUUAUACAUAAUUAUCAUUUAGAGAUGUGAACAAAUAUAUCUAAAGUAUAAGAAAAAUAUCAAUCUUAGAUCUUUUUAAUGUUCAAAAUUAAUAAUGCUAACUACAAGUUGUAUUUUUUAAAUACAUUUGUUCUUAUAUGUGAAAAUUUCUCUCCAACAUAAUAGAGCAAUGCUAGGUAAAAUAAAUUAUUCCAAUUAUUGUAUUUCUCGUGCCACUUAGAAAAACAUAAUUGUUACAUUUCUCUAGUAAUUUAAAUAAAAUUGUUAGUAUAAAAUAAAUACAAUUUCAAUAUAAAA
Messenger RNA from Megalopta genalis, 581 nucleotides. The record is from RefSeq and is a predicted model, not a curated record. Lineage: Eukaryota; Metazoa; Arthropoda; Insecta; Hymenoptera; Halictidae.